UCAUUCUCCUCUUCUGUUCUCGGUUUCGGAUCUAGUGUUGUUCCAUCUUCGAACAACUAGGGUUUCCGAAUUCCGAUCAAUCGGCGCGGCGAAGAUGUUUGGCAGAGCGCCGCCGAAGAAGAGUGACAGCACCAGGUACUACGACAUCUUGGGUGUCUCCAAGACCGCUUCUCAAGAUGAUUUGAAGAAAGCUUACAAGAAAGCCGCCAUUAAGAAUCACCCUGAUAAGGGUGGUGAUCCUGAAAAGUUCAAGGAGUUGGCACAAGCUUAUGAGGUUCUGAAUGACCCUGAGAAGCGCGAGAUAUAUGAUAAUUAUGGUGAAGAUGCACUUAAGGAAGGAAUGGGUGGUGGAGGAGGUGGGGGUCAUGACCCGUUUGACAUAUUCUCAUCUUUCUUUGGUGGGAGUCCCUUUUCAUCAGGUGGUGGUGGUAGUCGAGGGCGGAGGCAGAGACGUGGAGAAGAUGUUGUUUACCCUCUUAAGGUCUCUCUGGAGGACCUUUACCUCGGGGCAGCUAAGAAGCUUUCCCUCUCGAGAAAUGUCUUAUGCUCCAAGUGCAAUGGCAAAGGUUCCAAGUCCGGGGCCUCCCUGAAGUGUCCUGGUUGUCAAGGAUCUGGCAUGAAGGUUUCUAUAAGACACAUAGGUCCAUCAAUGAUUCAGCAAAUGCAGCAUCCUUGCAAUGAAUGUAAGGGUACUGGAGAAACUAUAAAUGAUAGGGACCGCUGCCCACAGUGCAAGGGUGAUAAGGUUUCCCAAGAGAAGAAAGUACUUGAAGUUUUCGUGGAGAAGGGAAUGCAGAACCAGCAGAAGAUUACAUUCCCUGGUGAAGCUGAUGAAGCACCAGAUACAACUACUGGGGAUAUCGUGUUUGUGCUUCAAUUGAAGGAACACCCCAAAUUCAAAAGAAAGGCUGAAGACCUCUUUGUGGAGCACACCCUGUCCCUCACUGAGGCUUUAUGUGGCUUCCAAUUUGUGCUCACUCACUUGGAUGGUCGGCAGCUCCUGAUCAAAUCAAACCCUGGGGAAGUUGUAAAGCCUGAUUCAUUUAAGGCCAUCAAUGAUGAGGGAAUGCCGAUGUACCAGAGGCCAUUUAUGAAGGGGAAGCUUUACAUUCACUUCACUGUGGAAUUCCCUGAUUCUCUAAAUCCUAAUCAGGUUAAGGAUUUGGAGGCUGCUCUGCCAGCUAAACCUUCAUCACAAUUGACUGACAUGGAGCUUGACGAGUGUGAGGAGACUACACUCCAUGAUGUCAAUAUGGAAGAGGAGAAUAGGAGGAAAGAGCAGCAAGCUCAGCAGGAGGCAUAUGAUGAGGAUGAUGAUAUGCCUGGUGGUGCACAGAGGGUACAAUGCGCCCAGCAGUGAUGACUUUUGUAGCAGAAGUAAAAUCAGAGAAGAUCGUGCUAGUGUUUAUGUUUUUUAGCCUUUAUUUGAUUCAAACAUAAGUAGUAUUUGAUAAGUGAUUCUGAGAAUGUGAACACUGUAAUGCUUGCAUUAUAUAUUUAUGUUGUCGAUUGGAUAAUUUCCAUUCUGGCAUCCUAAAUACUUUAUAUAAUUUGAAUGUCAUAACUGAUUUUUGUUGUCUGCACCAUUGUGCUAAUUAAUAAUAGAUACAUGAUUUUUCAA
Messenger RNA from Lotus japonicus, 1621 nucleotides. RefSeq names its product dnaJ protein homolog. The transcript has 6 exons. The record is from RefSeq and is a predicted model, not a curated record. Gene Ontology annotation, biological process: response to heat; protein refolding. Gene Ontology annotation, molecular function: Hsp70 protein binding; ATP binding. Gene Ontology annotation, cellular component: cytoplasm; cytosol. Lineage: Eukaryota; Viridiplantae; Streptophyta; Magnoliopsida; Fabales; Fabaceae. Bases 95 to 1360 code for a protein of 421 amino acids.